AUGUGGAAAUAUGUAACGCGUCGAAUCAGGGAUACAUUUGAGAGGAGUGCUAAUCAUUUUGAUAAACGCAGUUCUACUGUAAUUAAUCCUUCAAAUGGUAGUUUAACUGAAGAUAAGAACAAAGGUGUUAACUCUCCAUGCUGUUGGUUUAUUUCGAAAAAAUGUUGGAAUACUUUUCAAAGUGAAAAUGACACUAAUAGCAAGAGAUGGAACUUUGAGCAAUUAAACCGUACUUGGAUUGGUGCCAUAACAUGGAGUAGUGCCCUUGUGUUUGGUUGGUAUACAAGCCAGCUUAUCCAUUUGAAUUUUAGAAAGCAACAUAAUGAAGAUAAGAUAAAAUGCUUGCAGAGGAAUAAUGAUUUAUUUGAAUAUUUGCCAUUUUUGACUUGUGUUAAUAAAAAUAAUCUAAAACCUCUUAAUUUAAAGAAUCAGAUAGAAAGUCCACUAAUAUCUAUCACUCCAACUGUCCAUUUGAUAUCAAAUGACCAAACUGGAGGAAAAGACAGGCAAACAAGAAGCAGCACAAGUAGUUCUGAAAAUUCAGAUAGUGAUUUGGGUGAAGUAUUAAAUUCAAUUGAAAAUAGGCUUGGCUUAGCUGCAAUUGAAAACGGACAACACCAAGACGGACUCAACUUACUUAGAUCAGCAGCAAAUCGCAACCAUGCCCCUGCUCUAUAUAAUUUGGGCUUGUGUUAUGAACUGGGUUUAGGUGUGGCAGUCAAUGAGAAAAUGGCAAUGGAACUUUAUAAAUCUGCUGCAGCACUGCAACAUCCCGGUGCCCUAUAUAACCUGGGUAUUUAUUAUGGACAAGGACGAGGUGGUCUGACUCAAGAUCGUGUGACAGCAACGAGGUUGCUACGUUUGGCGGCCAUUCAAGGACAAGAAGACGCUAUUACAGCAUUAAAAACUAUUCAAGAUGAAACGCCAGUAUCAAAUAAUACUUGGACUGAACAGUAUUUACUGCAAGAGAAGCAUGGUGACAUCAUACCAACUCACUCUGCUCUUUUUGUAGAGAAUGUUAAUAAUUUACACUCUUGUAACUAUAAAUAUCAGCCUGUAGUAUAU
Brenthis ino (lesser marbled fritillary) is the source of this 1065-nucleotide messenger RNA. NCBI's taxonomy places the organism in Eukaryota, Metazoa, Arthropoda, Insecta, Lepidoptera, Nymphalidae. The record is from the annotation of a GenBank genome assembly.